UUCUCAACAUCCGCUUCUCAACAGCAGCCCCGGGGCUGGCCCGAUCGCCACGCAAGCAAGCAAGCAAGCACCUGCCCGCCGCCGCCGCCGCCACCAUAUGGGUCGCAGAGACUGCGCACCGUGCCCGGGGGGACAUCCGGCUCCCAUCAGGCCCCGCCUGCCCCUGCCCGCAGACUCUGAGCUGCCAGGCACAGCUCGCUGCAGGGUAAUGCGGGCUGAGCAGGCUCCAGCGGGGUGGCCGGAAUGGGCUGAGGUCCAGAACAGAUCCCCUUCUGAAGGUGGAAACUGGGAUUCUAGCCCCGCUCGGUCGGGGCGAAUUCUGUGGCCUUGGGCAAGUGUUUUCCCAGCCUCUUGGUUCUCGCGUUUGAAAAAAAAAAAAAAAAAAAAAAAAAAAGGAGGCAGCCUUGUUUCUCACAGGAGUGAGGGCCUCCACCAACCUCUUUAACCUGGUUUCUGGGCUCCUACCAUUCUGUUGAAUCCCUUUAACCUGGCCCUCUAAGAGCAGGUGCCAGAGCUGUGAGGGGUAGAAAAUCUGGGUAUCGAGAGCUGAAGACGUCUGUGUCGACUCAAAUCUACCCCUCCAGCUCUCUUCCAGGCUGCCGCAGCCACCACCAAAUUUCACUUCUGCCACCUCCUGGGUCCGUCUUUCAGUCCAAUCAAAUCUGAGAUCAGCCAAGAGGACAAACUCAGGGUCUUCAGACACAGGACAGGGCUCACCACCUUUCUCAAGCCCCAUAAUCUUGUGCUCUCUGCAUCCCAGUCCGACAAGCUAGUCUGAGUGAGUCUAGGUUGGUACCAGAGCCUUGGUGACCUUCUUGGAGAUUAAUCCCCAUGGUGACCGCAGCUCACCCCCUCACUCUGGCUAGGCCAGCAUAGGCCUGAGCAAGAAUGGGGACUUGGAACACAUCCCCUGACCUGUCAAACCCCUCUCUAGGGAAGAGUCAAGCAGCUGAGCAGUAAUUCCGGCUCCACGCUCCAUCAAACCUGGCCAGGCUUAUCCUGUUUUCCACCCAUGUUCUCCUGGCUUGGACUGUAGCCUCAACUCAAGUUCAUGUAUGUGAAUCCCAGCAGCCAUUUCUCACUAGUGAAUGAAUGGAGAGGCUCCCUCCCCCCUCCCCUAGAAGCUCAGAACUCCAGAAAUGGGAUUAGUAGGAAGGGCAAACCAUCUGGAGAUGUUCUUGUACACUCCUUCCCCGGGGGCAUUUGGCCCACAGUUGGUUGUCUUGUUAAUCCACUCCAGUUUUAUUGAAUUCCUGCUCCGUAUCAUGCUAGAUUUGAGGAUGAUAUCUGGGAACAAGGCAAACAUAGUUCCUACCCAUUUGUGUGGAGCUUACAGUCUGGUGAAGGGGGCGCCGGUGUCUUCAUGAACUAAGAGGAGGGUAUCUUCAGACUGGCAAAUGCUAGAGAGGAAAUGGCCGUGAUGGGUGGUAAGUGUGCUGUGACGAGCAUCACCCACAAAGUGUCAGGGGAGCUGCAUGCCAAGAGUGUGUGGCUAAGACACUCCAGGGGAUUCCAAGGGCAAAUGUAAAGGCUCUGGGCUGGGAACGGACUUGGCAGAUUAGGUGAAAGAUAGAGCCUUAAGUAAGCUUCCAGGAGUUGGGGUGGGAGGCAACAGAACAAAAAUCCUGGCUUUUCUUAACUCUGAAACUGGCCAGUUGCGAGUUUGCGCAGAGCCCCGAACCAGGUUGAGUUUCAAUUUCCACAUUUGUGUGUGCAAACUGAACCCACCAGGCCGCUGUUGAGUUUCUAAGGGAGGCGCUUGGCAAGCAGGAGUAGCAAAAUAGUUUCCUCCACCCCCCACCUCUCCUGCUGGGGUAGCCUCUCACCAUUAAAAAGCACUUGCAUUACAGAUCUGCAAGAAGCUCGUGUCUAGUUGACAGCUAACGGUGAGGCGAACCUGUACCUGCCUUCCUGGGGCUCUAAGCCUUUAUUGCCCCCCAGCGCCCCCCGCCCCCCGCCGCGGCCGCCGCCUAUGUCAGGAGCCCUGCAUUUUGGGGCUCGAGCGGCCUCGCCUCUCUAGCGGGUGGUGGGGAAGGUUGAGAUGCUCUUUCUACCUAGGACAGUCAAUCCUCCUGUUGGCACCAGUCGUCCUAAAAUCCAGGCAAACAUAUGCGCUCCCGGAUGCUUUUUUUGUGUUUAGUGCCGCCUGGCGGCGAGGCCUGGUCUGGACCUCGGGGCGGGAGAAGUCUAGUUGGGAAGUCCAGCUCGGGAAGAAAGGGCAGUGAUGGACAGAUCUUCCAGCUUAAGGAGGCCUGGGGGCUUGAUGCAGGGUCGUUAGAUAAGGGCUUUCUCUUCCUCCGUCCUAGCGACGCCCAAAAGAGACCUUCACCUAGGGAGUUGCAGCAUUGGGAAGAACCGUGCUGGGUCAGGCUUAGGAAAAGGCUAAGUCUCGGGCUUAGCCUUCACGCCUGAGAGUCUGUGCCAGGGUGUGCAUGUUCUGCCCCUAGGCUGGGAGUCUCUGCCAGGCUUAAGCCUCCACUGAAAGAAAGCGCAGAGUCAGCCUGGGCUCCUGCGGACGCGCGAUGUGCGCCUCAGCAUUUUCCGUUGUCACCCCGGGCGGGCUGGGACCAGAUCGGUGGCUCCGCUGCCUAUGCAGACCAGGGCCGACCAAAGCCUGCCAGCUGACUCAGCUGGCCCACCGCGCCCGCAUCCCACAGGGAGAGGCAGUCAGACGCGGGUAUAAAGCGGUGCACACCAGACUCGCGCGCAGCCUGUCCAUUCUCCGGGCGUGCGUUGCUCCCCCAUCCCCGGCAUGAGCAGCGCCCCCGCGCCGGGCCCGGCGCCCGCCUGCCUCACACUCUGGGAUGAGGAGGACUUCCAGGGUCGUCGCUGCCGACUGCUGAGCGACUGUGCGAACGUCUGCGAGCGAGGAGCCCUGCGCAGGGUGCGCUCGGUCAAGGUGGAAAACGGCGCAUGGGUGGCCUUCGAGUACCCCGAUUUCCAGGGACAGCAGUUCAUUCUAGAGAAGGGAGACUAUCCCUGUUGGAGUGCCUGGAGCGGCAGUAGCAGCCACCACAGCAACCAAUUGCUGUCCUUCAGGCCAGUGCUCUGUGCGAACCACGGCGACAGCCGUGUGACACUGUUUGAGGGGGAAAACUUCCAAGGCUGCAAGUUUGAACUCAGUGAUGACUACCCAUCGCUGCCUUCCAUGGGCUGGACCAGCAAAGAUGUGGGUUCCCUCAAAGUCAGCUCUGGAGCGUGGGUGGCCUACCAGUACCCAGGCUACCGAGGCUACCAGUACAUUUUAGAGCGGGACCGGCACAGUGGGGAGUUCCGUACCUACAGUGACUUUGGCACACAGGCUCACACUGGACAGCUGCAGUCCAUUCGAAGAGUCCAGCACUAGGCUUCGCAUCCCCAGUCAUCAUCACCCCUAAGAUUCUCAAUAAAAGCUCUUGAAUCUA
This is a messenger RNA of Peromyscus maniculatus bairdii (prairie deer mouse), 3404 nucleotides long. NCBI's taxonomy places the organism in Eukaryota, Metazoa, Chordata, Mammalia, Rodentia, Cricetidae. The record is from RefSeq and is a predicted model, not a curated record.